ACCGCGCUGCCGGACGCUGGAUCCCCGACCCUCGCCCACCUCCCCCCGCGGCCCCGGGGCUCAAGGUGUGGAUCCCUCCCUGGUGCCGGCCGGGGCUGUCACCCCCCACCAUGGGGGUUAAGGCGACGCUCCCCAGCUACGAGCUGGGCUUCUAUGCCCUCGUGGUGACCUGUGCCGUGCUCUACAGCGGCAGCGGCAUCUUCGAGGCAUCCAGAGACAGCAUGAACAGAAAGGCGUUUCGGGAUGGCAUAAAGCCAGGCUGGCACUACUUUGGCAGGAAAAUGGAUGUGGCUGAUUUUGAGUGGGUGAUGUGGUUCACCUCGUUCAGGAACAUCAUCAUCUUCGCCCUCUCGGGACACGUCCUCUUUGGCAAGAUCUGCUCCAUGACCGUGCCACAGCACCGCGCUGUGAUGUACAUGAUCUACGGGCUCCUGGCCGUGCUGGCCAGCAUGGGGCUGCUCUACCUGAUGAUCAUCCUGUCCCACUGCCUGCUCCUCUACUCGGUGGCCCUGGCCAAGCAGAAGUGGCUCUGCUACGUGGCCGGGCUCUGCUGCCUCGCCUCCUUCAAGGUGGAGCCCUUUGGCUCGUGGCAGAGUGGGUUUGUGACAGGAGCUUUUGAUCUCCAAGAUGUGCUUUUCUACGGAGGCUGCACCUUCACCAUCAUGCGCUGCAUGAGUUUCGCCCUCGAGAGCUCCCAGAAGGAGGAGGGCAUCUACUCCAUCUUCGACCUCCUCAAGUACAACUUCUACCUCCCCUUCUUCUUCUUCGGGCCUGUCAUGACCUUCGACCAGUUCCACGCCCAGGUGAGCACCCGCGAGCUGAGGCGCAAGGACGACGAGAUGAAGAGCAUCCGUGUCAAUGCCCUGCUCCACGUGGGGGCCAUCGUGGCUGUGGACAUCUUCUUCCACUUCUUCUACAUCCUCACCCUCCCUUCUGACCUCAAGUUCGUGAACCGCCUCUCGGACUGGUCCUUGGCUGGCCUGGCCUACUCCAAUCUGGUGUAUGACUGGGUGAAGGCUGCUGUCAUGUUUGGGGUCAUCAACACCAUUGCCAGACUGGACCACCUGGACCCACCCCAGCCCCCAAAAUGCAUCACCAUGCUCUACAUCUUUGCUGAAACGCAUUUUGACAGAGGGAUUAAUGACUGGCUGUGCAAGUACGUGUAUGACCACAUUGGAGAGAACCAUGACAACAUCCUGAAGGAGCUGGUGGCCAGCACCACCACCUUUGCCAUCACCACGCUCUGGCUGGGGCCCUGCCAGGUUGUUUAUAUCUGGUCCCUCGUCAACUGCUUCGGCCUCAACUUCGAGCUCUGGGUGCAGAAGUUCUUCCAGCUGGGGCCCUUUGCCAAGCUGGAGGCCAAGCUGUCAGGGGCCAUGUCUCGGCGGAUCAGGGCAGCUUUUGGGGCUGUGAACUUCUGGGCCAUCGUCCUCUACAACAUCCUGGCCCUCAACAGCCUGGAGUUUGCCCUGCUGGUGACCAAGAGACUGCUCGUGAUGGGUUUCCCUGAGAGCACCUUGUCCAUCUGGUUCAUCACCUACUGCGGCGUGCAGCUGAUCAAGGAGCGCGAGCGCAUCCUGGCCAUCCAGGAGGAGGAGAAGGGGGACAAGGCCAAGCUGGAGUAGGGGAGCCUUGUCCUGAAGCUUCACCUCCCUUCCAGCCACUGCUGCCAGGCCAGGCCCUGUUCAGGGCUCUCCAAGCCCUCCUGACAAUCGGACUGCUGUAGCUCAUCCACGUAGACGUCACCCGGAAGGCACAGGUCACCCCCUUGCUGCAGGGAAGAUUUUCCAUCAGGCACAGCGGGUGUUUCACAAUCUCCCCAGGCGUGGCAGGAUGCUGAGGCAGCUCCCAGGAUGUUUCUUCCAUGCCAGAGCCAUCCCUGUUGUUUUCCUGACCCUCUGAAGUGUGCAGGCUCAGAGAUUUCACCCCCUGCUUCCCUUGGUGCACCAGCACUGGGCUCCCCUCAGCCCUUGUCUCCCGGAGGAGACUCUCCAGGCCCCAUGGCUGGAGGUUUUAGGGCCCUGCACUGCUGGAUCUGUGACCACCCUGCUGUGACACGUGUCCUGGGACUCAAGCCAAACCCCACCUCAGUUUUUUUACAUGCUAUGGACAAAGGUCUAAGCUCACAUUCCUGCCCGUGGCUGAGGGACAGAAGGUGCUGCAUCCACCCCUUGCUCACCUCCAUCCCUUUCCUCAGCUGCCUUUGGUGUGCACAGCCCAGUGAGCACACAGCUGAGCACAAUCCAAGGAGAAAAACCCCAGGUGAAGGUCAGGGAGUGGGGCUGGGUGGUGGAGGGAAAGCCCAUGGGAGCCUCCUUGGAGAAUCAGACUUUGGGAGCGUGUGAAACACAGUGCCUUGGGGAAAAGGUGGGUUUGUGACACAGAAAUAGCUCUCUUGCACUUUAGAGUAACUCUCAGUGGCCUUAUGUCUGAGUUCUGUCUGUCUGGGGGCAGGACCCACACCCCUCUGCAGUGGGGCUGAGACCUUGGUGCAUCCCUAUGGGGGAAGCAGGAUGGGUUCUAGCCAGCUUUCAGCUCUGCCAAAGCAUUUUGUGAAUUUGUCCCUGGUAAAUGUCUCUUAUUUAUGUAGCAAAUAAAUGUUGGAUAACUCUGGCACCUGCUGCUUAUCCCUGUCAAUGCUGCUGGCUGCAGGUGACACCCCUGGAAAUACCUGAGCCGAGAGGAUCUGUUUGCAGGUCUUUACCUGCCCCCCAGAAAAGUGACACAAGACAUUUGUGACUUCAGCAGAAACCCUUUUGUCAUCACCAGACUGGAGGUUGGGCUGCAGGUGGAUUCAUAUUCACCUUUAUUUUGACUCUGCUUUUGUACGUAUCUUGAUCCUGGGGCCAGCAAAUUUCACCUAUGUGGGUUUCGGGUUAGAAGCCAGGUUGGUUUUACUUUUAGGAGCCUCCCAACAAUGCUGGGAGUAAGGGGCAGGCAUUGUGCCUUGGUGGCAUCUUGUCACAUCCCUUCUUGACACAUCUGUCACUGCUGGACUUUUCAUGGAUGUUCCUUGGCAUCUCUGUUAUUUCAGAUUUACUUUUUCCAUCAAACCAGCUCUGCCACCCUGUGCUUCCUGCAGGGUUGGAUUUAUCUCCUGCCCUCUUUAGGGGUGUCCUUGCACAGGUGGCACCUCCCUGAGCUGCUGUCACCAAGGGCUCUGUCCCUGAGGUGUCUCAGUCAGGCUCUGUGGCUGCCUGGGAGGACAGAGUCACCUCCAGUGUCCAAGUGGGUGACUCACAUGGCAAAGCUCAGUGACUCUGCACUGCCCUCCUGACUGGGACACUUCAGCACAGAAAAUAGCCCAUUCACUAAGAGCCUAUAUUUACCCAGCAGCUGCAUCUGCUGAAGCUGCCAGAAGGAGCUA
This is a messenger RNA of Melozone crissalis (California towhee), 3367 nucleotides long. It is a transcript of the gene HHATL, whose product is annotated as hedgehog acyltransferase like. Gene Ontology annotation, cellular component: endoplasmic reticulum. Gene Ontology annotation, molecular function: acyltransferase activity. The transcript has 12 exons. The coding region runs from base 111 to 1625 and encodes 504 amino acids. Gene Ontology annotation, biological process: negative regulation of N-terminal protein palmitoylation. NCBI's taxonomy places the organism in Eukaryota, Metazoa, Chordata, Aves, Passeriformes, Passerellidae. The record is from RefSeq and is a predicted model, not a curated record.